Plasmodium knowlesi strain H is the source of this 17334-nucleotide messenger RNA. RefSeq names its product dynein heavy chain, putative. Gene Ontology annotation, molecular function: ATP binding; dynein light intermediate chain binding; minus-end-directed microtubule motor activity. The transcript has a single exon. The record is from RefSeq and is a predicted model, not a curated record. Gene Ontology annotation, cellular component: outer dynein arm. NCBI's taxonomy places the organism in Eukaryota, Apicomplexa, Aconoidasida, Haemosporida, Plasmodiidae. Gene Ontology annotation, biological process: microtubule-based movement; outer dynein arm assembly. Bases 1 to 17334 code for a protein of 5777 amino acids.
AUGGAGCGACGAAGCGACGAGUCACAGACCUACGGGGCGCACAAGUGGGUUCUGAACAAGCUGAAGUUUGCCUAUAAAGAAGAUUACAAUGUGGACUACUUGCUAGACAGAAACGCAGAUGAAAGGAAGGAAGUAGUUGAUAAUUUCCUGGGAAAGGAGAAAAACGAUUUGCUGCUCUUCGGAGUGGAAAAGAAUCAAAUGGUGGUAGCAAAAGAGGAAAAUAUAAAAUUUGAUAAAAAAAUUGUUUAUUUCUAUAAGUGCCUAAAUGGCGAUCUGAAGGACGAAAAGAGCAUACUCUAUGGAACUUUGUCUCCAAAUAUUUUAGACACACUAAAGGUUAUGCUAAACAAGGUUAUUUACCCGCUCUUUCUAAAUAACAAAAUGAUACAUGCAAAUAUUUGCGGAGAUGAAGUGAAAAAAUUUAGAAUGGAGUUUGACACAUAUGUAAAAGAGCUGGACGAAUUUAUUCUCAUUUUAGAAAAUAUUAAAAAGGUGAAAUUGAAGAUGCAACAGGACCAGGAUGAAAUGAUUUGCGAGGGGGCGAGCGAUAGAGAGGAGGGGAAUGAUGGAUUGGGAGGUAGCGAAUCGGAAAAUAAAAUGUUGAAGAAAAAAAACGAAACGGCACACUUGACGAAAUAUUUAAACAUCUUAGAAAACCUAUUCAAUGAUAUGCAAGAAAAAAUUCAAGAGUACAAAAAAUCGAAUGUAGACGUGGGACCAUUUAUCGAGAUCCAGUACUGGAGGUACAAACACAGGUAUCUACUCUUUAUCAUGGAAGAACUGAGAAGUAACGAAAUUAAAAAUAUAAUAAAUAACAUAAAUAUAAGUAGUGCAAAUAGUGAGGAGCAAAAAUAUACCUACACAUUUGACAUAUUGAACAAGUGGAGAGAAUUAGAAACGAAGAUUGAAAAUGAAUUUAAUGAAAGUAAGGACAACAUUAAAUAUUUGGAAAGCAUCGAGCAGUUCAUCCUGUCUCUCUAUCUAUGUAACGUAGAGAAUAUCAUUGAUAAUCUCCCUUCUCUUUUGAAUUCCAUUAAGAUGAUAUAUCUGGUGGCUCGCUUUUACAACACACCCAACAAGCUGAACAACCUGUUCAUUAAAAUCACUAACCAGCUGGUGAUUAAAUGCAAGGAGGAAAUAUUUAGCGCCAAAAAGAAGAAGCGGAAGAGGAAAAGGGCGAAUAAUAGACGAGGUAAGAAGGGGGGAAAUGUCAGCAGUGAAUAUGGCGAUGCAAAAUCAGAUAAAAAUGUGGAAAACGGAGGUGGUGAUGAGGGUGAUAAUUGUGGCCAUGAGGACGAUAAGAAUGGAGGGCACCAUGAUGAACAAAAUAGAAUGCAUCGUUCAGGGGAAAAGACGGAGGGAAAUUCAAAUUUUAAAAAACAUUCAGAAGAUAGGAAUGAUGAAGAGGAAGAUUACGAAGGGAAAGAUAAGAAUGAACCUGGCGAAAGCGGGUACCUAGAUGAUGAAAAUGGAGAUUGCGCAUGGGAUGAUCAAAGUGAAGAAUCUGAAGAUGAACUGGAUAAUGAAGAUAUGGAAGAAAACAUGGAUAACAAAUUAAAUGAAGCAGAAGAACAGGAUUACUCAAAUGAGAAAGACAAUGAAAUUAGAAAAAUAGAACAACUAAAAAGGAGACAGAAUUUAUGGCUACUAGAUCCAGAUGAUUUAAUAGACAAAUUUGAGUUAUGCUUUAAAUUGCAUGAAAAAUAUAAGGAAGAAUUUGAAAGUAUAAAAACUUUUUUCGAAGAGAAUUCUAAAAAUAAAUCAAUCGAUUUGAACACCAAAGUGAUAUUUUGUAAGAUAGAAAUAUUUUGUAGGCGUCUGAAAAAGCUCGUUGAUUUGUUCCUAUGCAUAAAACAGUUUAAGUCCCUGAGAAGAGUAAAAUUUCAGAGCAUACAAAACAUAACUGCUUCCUUCAAUAAGUACAUAAAGGAUUUCAAAAUGAAGCACACGGAAGAUAUGCUAAAUUAUACAGAUAACUACUUCGAUAGGGACUUUGUAGAAUUGCGAGUAUAUAUAUCUGAGUUGGAGAGCGAUUUGCAAGACAGCAUCGUGAGCUUGUUGAACAACAGCUCCAACAUUAUGUUUUCCUUUUUUAUUUUCUUCAAAUUUAAGGAUCAUUUCAUAAGAAAUUACUUGAUCCACUUCCUACACACAAAAUAUGAUAUACUGCUGUGCCAAUUUUUAGAAAUUUUAAAUGGAAUAAAUAACGAAUUGGAAAAUUACAAAAGUAGCUUAAACUCCAGUAAGAGCAUAAAUUAUUUGAAAAAUAUUUUUUGGAUCCUUAGCAUUAACUACAAGAUCAAUCAUAUUAUGCAAAUUUUUCUAGAUGAAAAUAAUUCGACACUUAUCGACAAGGAUAACCUUUCUUCCUAUUUCGAGUUGCCUCACUUGAAUAACGACUUGUCUGCUAUGAAGGGGAAGACUAACAUGGAUAAGACGGGAGAAGCUCGUUCCGUUGGGGGUGAUAUUGUCAAUGGGGAUCUACGCAGAGCGAAUGACGAAAGUGUGGGAAACCCCAAUGUGAACGAUUUCAGCAAAAUAAAUGAACAAGUUACGAAAUUGUUGGAAGAUCACGAAAGGAAGAAAACAGCGGAGGAGGAGAAGAAGAAGGACGGCUCAGUAUCGAACGGGAUAGGUAUAGAAAAUUCCAAAGGGGAAGGCAAAGACGGUGAGGAGGAAGAAGAAAAGGAAUUUUCAUCGAGCGUAGCACGUACCGGAGGGAUAGGCGAGGGGGAGAAGAAAAAAAUAAAAAACGUCUUGUUCAAAAAUACUAACGGGAAGGAAGUGCUAAAAUUAUACUUAAAAAUCUCCAAGUUCAUCGAAGAUUACAAAAAUAAGUUAUUUAAGCAUUGGUUGUGUUUUAUAAAAAGCGUGAACAGUUUAAACGUUACUGUGUUUGUGAAGCACCCGAAGACGAAGAAUGUGAUAGUAAACUUCGAUAACAGAAUAAAGAGAAUAAUAAGAGAGGCAAAAAUUUUUCUGUCUUUCAAAUUCCAAAUCCCAGAUGAAGUAAAAAAUAUGAUUUCGGAGGAACCCAAAAUAUACAGCUUCUACUACAAGCUUCAUAACAUACUUAUAUUGAUAAAGAAAAUUAAAAAUAACAAAAAAAAAGACAUCGAGUUUACAUUAAAGCGCUUUUUUAUUUACAUUGACCAACUGCUUCUCCCCUUUCUCGUGAAAUACACAUGGAGUAAUUAUGCACUGGAAGAUUCUAUAACAAAUUUGCAUAAAGAAUUAACACAAUUUGAAGAGGCAAUUAAUUCCUUAUACGAUAUUAUUGAUGACCAUAUUAAUUAUAACACUAAGGUAAUCUAUCGAAUUUUGAAGCAUAAGAAUGAAAAACUCGCUAUCAACAAGUAUAAGAAAAAAUUCCACAACAAAAUUAUACUCUCCAAUUCCAUAUCGAAGAAAAUACAAAUCGCCAUUUUCGAUCUUCUGAGCAACAUACAGUAUGUUUACGAAAAUAAACUCAAGACCGAAAUUAUGAAAGAGGAAAUUUUGAGCACUAGGAAAUUCUACUAUGAUAUAUUUUUAUCUGUGCUGAAGAAAAUUUACCUAAAGAAUAUUAGGAGCCUUAUUAAUACGUGGUCUAAUUUGGAAGAGGAAACGACACAGAACAACCAAAUUCACAAGGCGAAUGCAAUUGAAAUUUUGCUCCUUGUUCACGAAAAUGAUAUUGUCAUUAACCCUUCCAUUAAUAGCAUAAAGGAGAAUAUUAAAAAAAUUAUAAACGUUUCGAUUAACAAUUUGAUUUAUAUAGAUAACUGGAUAAGUGGGGAUGAUUUAGUGAAGCUAUUUUUUCUUAACGAUCAAGGGGGAACCCAGAAAUGUGGUGUCUCCAGCGGGAAGGAGGAGGACAGAGGGGGUUUGAGCAAGUCGUGCGGAAAGGAAGGCUACAAAGAUGAGGGACGACCUGAGUGUAAACAGAAGAGCAUAUUUGAGGAGCUCCUGGAGUAUUCCUACUUUAAUAGGAGAAAUGCAAAGGAGUUGUCCAAACAUGUUGCGGAGGAGCUGAACAUGGAAAAUGAACACUGCGCUCGCAACCUGAAGCACCAUUUCGAUUUCUAUGAAAAAAUUAGGGAAGACAAAAAUAUAGAAAAGGAGUUGGUCAAGCUGAAUGAAAAGCUGGGCGUAUUCCAGGGCAUCAUAGACGAGUUCAUCAGGAAAUUUGACAAGUACAAAUAUAUAAUUCGCGAUUUCGAGUCGGAAAAAUUGCGGGAAGCCGCAAGGGAGACUGUAAAGGAUACACACAAUGAGGAAAAGCAUCCCGGUGUUGUUGCAGGUGGAGUGAAUAUGACCAACGUGCAGGUUUCGCAACAGGAGAAGGAAAGUGAUGUAUUCCAUUUCAGCGCACAGAAGGGGCAAAACGAAACAGACCUUACAAAUAUGCACAUAGAGGGUGAAGAACAAAUUAACAAUGAGCAUGACGCGAAGGAAGAGAGCUUCAAGAGCGAAUCCGACACAGAAGGAGAAGAAGAAGAAGAAGAGGAAGAAGAAUUAAAAAUAUCCCAAGAGGAAGAUAAAAUAAAAAAAUUCAUAAACAUAAAAAAGGAAAUCAACAAUAUAGACAGCUUCUACUUACUUAACGUAUUCAAGUUCAACUUGGAGAGCUUCAAAAUGUACUUGAUAAAUAUCAUUGAAAAUGAAGCUCUACAGUGUGCAAAUAAAAUAAUACAACCGGUUAAGAGAAAAAGCGACCUGCUCAUAAAAAAAAUGAGUGAAUAUAAAACAAAGUUGAAAAAAAAGAUUGUAGAUGUAGAUUCGCUGUACUAUGUCAUCAAUGUUAUAAAGAAAAUACAUGUCUUCGAGUCGACUAUGGAUAUUGCUCUAAAUCCUAUAAACCAAAUGGUAGAUGUGCUGGAAUUUUACAUGAACAAUUUUUUGAAAAAGCAUGUAGAAUCUAUGAGGAAUUCUGGUCAUUACGAUGAAGAAGAAAAUUAUCAACAAAAAUUUAUUAGCAAUCUUGAUAAGAGGAAAUCCUCUAGCGACAUGUACGAAAUGGACGAAUCGUAUAAUAGGAAUCUCCUACAAACUUUUAACAAAUUAAAUGGGAUGAAAAAGAAAUUUGUCUCCUUGUACAAAUCUGAAGUGGAGAAAAAAAAUGUGAUUUUGAACAAAUUUAACGAACUCGUAUCUUUGACAAGAAAUGUAGAAGAAGAAAUACAAGAGAAAAAGAGCAUCAUGAAAAAUGAGUUAAUGAAUAACAUUUAUAACUUUAAGGAAGACAUAAAAACAUUUCGAGAGAAUUUCCUAAAAAUGAAUUUCAAAAGUGAACAUAUAAACCCUCUAAAUGCAUUCGAACUUUUGAAGAGAUACAAGGAAGAAAUCUCCAUGCUGAAGAAAAAGUACAAUAGCUACUAUAAGGGGGAAUCUAUAUUCGGUUUAAAGCACCAAGAGCAUGAUGACCUUUUUUUGAGCACAACGGAGAUAAAUAAUUUUUACUCGCUGUACGAUUUGUACGUGCAACUGAAGGAGAAGCUGAAUGAGUGGAAAAACUUAAAGUGGAACGAGGGAAUUUUGAAAAUGAAGGAGUUGAAAAAUGAGAUUCUGUCUUUCGAGAAGAAGUGCUCUCAACUCCCUAAGAAUUUGAAGAUGAUAGUCAUUUACAAGAACUUGGUGAAGGAAAUUUUUUACUUUAAGGAGAUCACGCCCAUUGUGGACGAGCUGGAGAAGAAGACAAUUUUGAAACGACACUGGGUCGAGAUUGUCGGUGUGCUCAAGGAGAAGAAGAAGGAGAGCGCCACGAAGGAGAAAAAAGGGAAGAAGGUCAGUCCAGAAGGGAAGGGAGAGGUGUCUACGGAGGUGGACACGGCUGUUACGAUGAUCGUGGCGAAGGACGAUGGGGAAAAUUCCAAAUUCGAUCAGAGUGGUGACCAAUCCCCCCCCAAGGAGAAAACCUUCGAUGGGGGCAUGCUGAUCGAAAGUGCCUGCGUCGACGAGCAGGAAUACAUAGACAAUUUAAAUAAGCUGGACCUAGAUAACAUGGAUUUCUUCAUCAAGGAUAUAAUAAAUUACAACUUGCUACAAAAGAAGGAUGAUAUUCUGGAUAUAUGCGACAGCGCGGAGAAGGAGGCAAGUAUUGAAGAAAAGAUAAACGAACAGUAUAAAAUAUGGAACGAAACAUGUUUCCAGUUCAGCAAAUGGAAAAACAGAGACUAUGCAUGCAUCCUCGUUGGGAGUAAAGUAACAGAAAUACAAGAGAGCUUAGAAGAAAGUCAAAUUCUACUGAACAAUAUAAAUUCUACAAAGUAUAGCAAGCCAUUUAAAAGUAAACUGUUAUUGCUAUUGAAUAAAUUAUCUGACUGCAGUGAUAUUGUAGAGCGUUGGAUCAAAGUACAAAUGCUGUGGUGCUCCAUGGAAAGCGUCUUUACGAGUGGGGAUAUAGCAAGGCAAAUGCCAAUUGAGUCUAAGAGGUUCCACCAAAUUGACAAAGACUGGAUUAACAUAAUCAACAUUGCCAACGAAUCCUCCAUUGUUAUAGAAUGUUGCCAAAGCAGUAUGCUAAAGGAAUUAUUGCCGAAUAUGCAAAAAGGGUUGGAGAGCUGUCAAAAAUCGCUAGAAUCAUAUUUAGAGGGAAAGAGAAGCAAAUUCCCCCGUUUUUAUUUCGUGUCCAAUUUGGUGUUACUCAAAAUAUUAUCUCAAGGAUCUGAUAUUAAUAUAAUUCAAUCUGAGUUAAUAAAACUCUUCGAUGCUAUAAACUACCUAACUAUAAAGACCAUACAGAACAAGAAAAGAAUAAUUUGUAUAAAUAAUAAAGAAAAGGAUGAUAUUGAGACGAUACAGUUAGUAAACCACGUAACGAUAGAUGGAAAUAUAGAAAAUUGGCUGAUACUACUCGAAAAGGAAAUGCAGAAGGCGGUGAAAAAGGAGUGCAAGUUAGGAGUAGCGAGCUCGGCGCAGCUAUUCAAGACAAUGAAUUUAAAAGAAUUCUGUGACAAGAACAUUGCACAGGUUGCUCUCAUAUGUUUACAAGUCAUGUGGACAAAUGAUAUAGAAAAGUGUAUCCAUAAAUACCAUUCGGAAAAAAAUAUAUUAAAAGUAACGAACAAGAAAAUCAAUUAUAUCAUGUCUGAAUUGGUAAACAUAUGUCUUUCCGAUUUGGGGACCAAACUGAACAGAACAAAAUAUGAAACGUUAGUUACUAUACAUGUCCAUCAGAGAGAUUUGUUCAACGAAAUUUCAACAAAGAUAAAGGAAUAUAAAAUAAAGACCUGCACCGAUUUUGACUGGUUAAAACAGACGAGAAUUUAUUACAAAGUGGAGAAGAAUAUCAUUCUGAUUAGUAUAUCUGAUGUUGAUUUUGUGUAUUCUUAUGAAUAUCUAGGUAUUAAGGAAAGGCUGUGUAUAACUCCUCUAACGGAUAGGUGUUAUUUGACUUGCGCACAGGCACUAGGACUAUGCUAUGGUGGAGCUCCAGCGGGACCUGCAGGAACGGGAAAAACAGAAACGGUAAAGGAUUUAGGAAGAACUUUGGGCAUAUACGUCAUUGUGACAAACUGCUCUAAUCAACAUAAGUAUAAAGAUAUGGCAAAAAUAUUUAAAGGGCUAUGUAGAAGUGGAUUAUGGGGUUGCUUUGACGAAUUUAACAGAAUUAACUUGGACGUAUUAUCCGUGGUGGCCAUGCAGAUUGAGUCCAUCGUAACGGCGAAGAAGCAGUCCUUAAAAUCGUUUCUGUUUCCAGGUGAUUCGAAGUCGAUAAAUUUGAAUCCAUCCUCUGCUUAUUUUAUUACCAUGAAUCCUGGGUAUGCUGGAAGGCAACUCUUGCCAGAGAAUUUAAAAAUAUUUUUUCGCUUCAUUUCGAUGAUGGUGCCAGAUAGACAAAUUAUCAUAAAGGUAAAGUUAGCUUCUGUAGGGUACCUAGAUAUAGACAAUUUGAGCAACAAGUUUAAGUCUCUUUACAGUUUGUGUGAAGAACAGUUGUCAAAACAGAAGCACUACGAUUUUGGUCUGAGGAAUAUUUUGUCUGUCUUGCGUACCGCUGGAGAUACGAAAAGAGCUGCAGGGGCGAAUGAAAACGAUGAAGAAAUGCUUCUAAUGAGAACCUUACGGGACAUGAAUUUGUCCAAGCUAAUUUACGACGACGUGUUGUUAUUUUUGUCCCUGCUGAAUGACGUUUUCCCAAAGUUCCACAACAUCACAAAGAAGAGCUACCAAUUGAUUGAAGAAAAUGUGCACGAAAUUAUAAGUAAGAAGAAAUUGUGUGCAAAGAGUAAGUGGAUUUUGAAAAUAUUACAGCUUUAUGAAACUUCGCUAGUUCGCCAUGGGUUCAUGCUGGUGGGAAGUACCCUCACAGGAAAGACAGAAAUAUUAAACAUACUCACUUCUGCACUAAGUAAUAUAGGAAAUAUGACAAAAAUUAUUACACUGAAUCCGAAGGCUAUAACAUCGGAGCAUAUGUAUGGGGUGAAGGAUAAUUUGAGUGAAGAAUGGACUCCAGGUAUUUUUGCAAAUAUAUGGGAAAAAUAUAAUAACAACAAUUUGAAAUACAAUACUUGGAUUGUGUGUGAUGGGCCUGUGGACGCUAUUUGGAUCGAAAAUUUAAACACAGUUUUGGAUGACAAUAAGAUAUUAACGUUAGCUAAUAAUGAUAGAAUUCCUAUGACUGAUAAUACAAAGAUAGCCUUCGAGGUGGAAAAUCUGAAUAAUGCUUCUCCCGCCACUGUUAGUAGAGCUGGUAUUGUCUACAUAUCUGACGGCGAUUUGGGUUAUAAGCCAUUCAUUUACAGUUGGCUGCAAAAAUUGAAGGAUGUACAUACUUAUGGAGAUAGUCUAUUCCCCAUUUUUAACAAACUUUUUAUUUUUUAUUUGGAUAGAAUUCAAGUUUUAAAUUUCGUCAAGGAGAACUGUAAAUUCGUGAUGGAAGUCACCGACUCGAUUUUAAUUUCACAGACCAUCAAUUUGUUGAAUACGCAGUUGAUUCAGUAUGUAAAUGCCAUUAAUAAUUUUAUGUACAAUGAAGAAGAUUUGAACAAGAUAUUUUUUUGCGACUCCAAUGAGAAGAAAUUGUUGCACCAUAGUGAUAAAGUUCUGAAGAAGCACGACGUGGAAGCAUGCAAUGGGCCGGUCGUCCUACAGGAGAAGACUGACAGUAGUGCUGUGUUGUCUUCCUCGGCUAUGAAAGGGAAAAAGGGGAAGGAAUCGGAGGUGUUGAAGGGAAAGGAAACUGUACCUAUGAAUAUCGAUAGGAACAAAAUUGCCACAAAGGUUGGCGACACAAGGGGAGGUAGUGCGCCCAGGGAGAACUCAAAGGGGCACCUCAUAAAUGGUGGAAGUGCUAAACAGGACCUUCUUGGGAAGGAAAAGAAAAGGGGGGAAGAGGGCGGAAAUGGGGAGGAGUCCAGCAAAAGUGGUCCAUCCGUCACUACCACUAUAGGAGGAGCAAAGGACUUGAAUGAGGAAGAAGAGGAAGAGGAAGAUGACAAGAUGGACACAAUGAACAAUUUCAGCAUAACAUCUGGAAGCAAAUACGAAGAGAUAAAAGCAGAAGAAUGCGAACAAAUAAUGUUGUACGCCAUAUUGUGGGGAUUGUGCGGUUUGCUAGAACACAGAGACAGACUAAAGGUGCAUAACUUUUUAGUGAAAAACGUACCAUUUGUUAAAGCCCUCCUUCUGAAGGAAGGAGAAAAUUCAAACCAUGGCAGGAAAAACGUGGAUUCCAAAAUGGGAGGCGAAGGAAAGAUACCUACAGGAAACGACAAUGAUGAUGCAGAGGAAGAAUUCGAAAAAGAAACAUGCCUCAUUUAUGACUACUACUUUGAUAUGAAGCUAAGAAAGUUGACAAAGUGGAAUGUAGCCCCCUUUAAAAUGCCAAAGAAUAUGAAUUCCAUUUCGUCCAUAUUAAUACCAACCAUCGAAACGAAUAAAGUGGAACAUAUAAUAAAAUUAAUUUCUAGUAUACCUAUUAAAUGCCACAAUUUCCAUACGUACAAAAGUACACUGCUGUUGGGUUCUACCGGUUCUGCGAAGACGUCCAUAGCAUUGUUGUAUACAUCUAAGCAGGACAAGAAUACCAAGAGGUUCAAUUUCUCAAGUGUCACGACUCCGGAAAAAUUCCAACUGUUCAUCGAAUCAGAACUGGAAAGGAAAAGUGGAAAGACAUAUGGGCCAAUCGGAAACACCAAAUCUAUUAUCUUCAUAGACGAUAUGUCUAUGCCUAAGAUUAACGAAUGGGGAGAUCAAAGCACCUUGGAACUGCUGAGACAGCUGAUCGAAUUUCAAGGAUUUUACUUUUUGGAUAAAGACAAAAGAGGAAAUUUUAAAAAAAUAAUUGACUUAGAAUAUAUAGGGUGCAUUAACCACCCAGGAUGUGGAAACAAUGACAUCCCAAAAAGGUUAAAAUCGAAAUGGUUCAACGUGAAUAUUCCUCCUUACAAUUUGAAUUCGAUAAACACAAUUUAUGGUACUGUGUUGAGAACCAAAUUUAAUAAGAAAAAGAGUUUUUCAGACGACAUUGUAGAGAAUAUAGAUAAAAUAAUUCUGUGCACCAUUAACUUAUUUAGUAGAUUGAAGAAGCAUCUUCUGCCAGUUCCUUCUCGUUUUCAUUACUUAUAUACAACGAGAGAUUUGGCAAAAAUAUUUUACUCCAUGUUAAUGUGCCCAUUUGAAACGGUAGAUAACAACUUACGCAAUUUCUUAUGCUUGUGGAAACACGAGUGUGAGAGGGUCCUUAUUGAUAAGCUCUCCAGAAUGGAAGAUAAGAAUUUCUCUCUAGAUCAGCUGAAGCAAGUGUUUAAUCUGUAUUACCCAUCUUACAAGGACAUAGCGGAGAAGAGCAUAUACUUUAGCUACUUCUACGUUUCGGAAAAGGAGCAAACAGAAUACAUGAUCGAAAAUGACCUUAUAGAAACUGUGGAUCAGACGAAAAAGAGCAAAGGAGAGAGUCCACUUGGAGGUGCAAAUGAUUCGAAUAGUGGCGCCACAGGGGCUGCCGCCAAAGGGGGAGUAAACAACAGUCCAAGCAGGUACUUAAAUAAGGAAAAUAUAAAAGACAGACAAAAUAGCAACUUAAACAUGACAGGAAUGAGUAAGAUAGAAAGAGGUAGCCCCUCCGUAUCUGCGAAAAAUAACGCCAUUGUAGAAAUCGGAAAGGUAGAAAAUGAAGAAGAAGAAAAUUUGAACUUUUCCUUCUCUUGGAUGAAAAAAGACUACAAAAUUGUUGCAGAUUUUGAAAGGCUAAGAUAUAUUGCCUACGAGUAUAUGAAGGAGUACAAUAUGAACAAUGUGAAAAAGCUAGAUUUGGUAUUCUUUGAUGAUUCGCUAAAACAUUUGCUUAUCAUUAACCGUGUUAUGGAAACGCCCCAGGGGUCCAGCAUGCUAGUAGGCGUCGGUGGAUCUGGGAAAAGAUCACUAACGAAGCUUAGCGUUUUUAUCAGCGAACAAGUUUUGUUUCAGUUAAAUAUAACCAAGACAUAUACGAAGAAUUUAUUUUUUGAGGACCUAAAAAGUUUGUACAUAUCUGCAGGGCAAAUGAACAAGAAGACAACGUUUCUGUUAAGCGAUAGUGACAUUGAAAAGAAUGACUUCAUCCUGGAGCAUGUGAAUUCGAUUUUGUCCACUGGGCUGGUGUACGGACUGUUCAUUAAAGAUGAAAAGGAGGCCAUCUGCGCCGAAAUGAAGGAGUCGUACUUGAAAGAAAUGAACAAGCUGAACCAAUCCUCGAAAAUGAGAGGUGCGGGGGGAAAGAAAAAAAAUAAAAAGAAUGAGUACAAUAUGGAUGACAUGGAUAUGGAAAACGACUCAAGAGAUUCACAAUUGAGAAGUGAUACAUCCUCGAAGAGCAGCGUUGACAAUGACAGCGAUUACAUGGGGAAUGAGAAAGAAACUAGAAAAAAAAAAGACGAAAAAGUAAUAAACGAUUUUAACGUAUCAUCAAAUGUCAUUUUUGAUUAUUUGUUAGACAAUUUUAGAAAUAAUCUUCACAUCUUUUUGUGUUUCUCUCCUAUCCAUAAGGAGUUUUCUUUACGUUACCAGCAAUUUCCAUGCAUAUAUAACUGUGUCACCAUAAACUGGUUUUUGAAGUGGCCCCUAGAAGCCCUCGUAAACGUGUCAACAGCAUACCUUAACAAUUUCAACAUCGACAUUGAAGAAAAAUUAAGGGAAGACUUUUUCAACCUAUUUGCUAUUGUCCAUAAGAAAGUAUCAGAAACGUGUGAAACAUACAAAGAGAGAAUGAGGAGAAAUACGUACGUAACGCCCAAAUCAUAUUUAUCGUUCAUAGAUUUGUACAAACAAAUGUACGUGAAAAAGUAUGAAGAAAUUCAAACUUUGAAGGAAAGUGUAGAUAUAGGUUUAAAAAAACUGAACGAAGCAGCUAUGGAUGUUCAGAAAAUGAGAGAAAGUCUCACAAGUGAGGAAGAAAAAUUAAAAGAAUCUGAUGAGCAGACAAAUAUUCUCUUAGAAAAGGUAAAGAAGGAAUCUCUCAAGGCAGAAAAACAAAGCAUAGAAGUAUCAAAAUUUAGAGAUAAGUGUAUAAAGGAAAAGGACAUCAUUUUAAAGGAACAAGAAGAAGCAGAUAAGGAUCUGAAAGCAGCAUUGCCAUAUUUACACGAAGCAGAGGAAGCCAUAAAAAGUAUUACUGCUAAGGAUAUAACCGAAUUAAAGAGUAUGAAAACGCCCUCUGAUAUCAUUCGUAUCGUUUUUGAUGGGGUGUUGAUACUACUGCAAGGGAAAUUAAAGGAACCACAAAUUAGUGUAAAAUAUGUAAAUAAACAACAUGUGGAAUUUAUCCAAGAUUCUUUUGAUGAAUAUGCCAAGCCACUAAUGGCUGACAUUCGAUUCUUAAAUCUUCUGUUUGAUUUUUCUAAAAAUGAGAAGGAUAACAUUAAUGAGGAGACUAUAGAGUUGUUAAAACCGUACAUUGAGUCUUCUUUUUUCAAGACUCAAAUUGCAAAGAAGGCUUCCGUUGCCGCAGAGGGACUGUGCAAAUGGGUUGGCGCCAUGGCUAUGUAUAAUCAAGCAUCUAAAAUUGUAAAACCGAAGAUGAGUUACUUGAAGAUACAAACAGGGAGAUUGGAAGAUGCUCUGAAACAGCUAGCGGAAGCGGAAGACUCUCUUCUAAAAGCGCAACUAUUUGUUGACAACCUCAAUUUGGACAUUGAAAAUAUGUUUAAGAAAAAGAAAACUCUGGAAGAAACAGCUUUAAAAACGAAACAAAGAAUUGAACAAGCCAACAAAUUAAUUAACGGCUUGGGUAGCGAAAAGGCAAGAUGGACUGAAGAUUCUAACAACUUUUCCAACAUAAAGAAGAAAAUCGUUGGAGAUGUUUUUAUCUGCUCCUCCUUCAUUUCAUAUUGCGGUAUGUUCAACACAGAGUUCAGAAAUUAUUUGAUGAAUGAAGUUUUUUAUCACUACACGAAAAAUAUAAAAAAUAUUCCCGUGUCAGAUAACAUUGAUGUGAUAAAAUAUGUCCUCUCAUCAGAUGACACCAAAAUUUGCGACUGGAGUGUUCAGAAAUUGCCUAAUGAUAGACUUAGCAUUGAGAAUGCCCUGAUUAGCGAAAACAGCAACAAGUAUGUUCUGCUCAUCGAUCCACAAUGUCAAGCUAGCAACUGGAUAAAGAACAAGGAAUUCCAAAAUGAUUUAUCCAAUCACAGAUGUAUUACUACAUUUAACAGUAGCAAGUUUAAGGAUAAUUUGGAGUUCUGUCUUAGCGAGGGAAAAACAUUACUUAUAGAAAAUGUGGAAGAGUAUAUUGAUCCUAUAUUGGACUCUGUUCUGGAAAAGCAAAUCAUUAAGAAAGGAAAAAAAAAUUACAUACUCAUAGAAAACAACUUAAUUAAUUUUGAUGAAAACUUUAACCUUUUUAUGACUACGAAUUUACCCAACCCGAAUUAUAGCCCGGAAAUUUAUGCUAAAUGUUGUGUUAUUGAUUUUACCGUUACGGUUAAAGGGUUGGAAGACCAGCUGUUGGGUAGGGUUUUAACUGAAGAGCAGAAACAUUUGGAAGUGUCCUUAAAAAAUAUUAUGAUAGAACUUAAGGACAAUACCAAAUCGUUGCAGGAUCUUGAUAAACAGUUGUUGUACAAGCUGAACACAAGUAGCUCUAAUCUGAUAGAAGAUGAAGAAUUAAUAGAAGUUUUGAACAACACCAAGUUGCUAUCCAAGGAGUUAGAAACGAAAUUAAAGGAUAGUAAUGAAAAGAAAAAAGAAAUUAAUGAGAAGAGAGAACAAUACAGAAGUGUGGCAUUGAGAGGAAGUAUCCUAUACUUCUGCAUCGUCGACAUUACCAAUGUGAACUAUAUAUAUAACACAUCAUUGCAUCAAUUUCUGGAGCAGUUUGACUUGUCUAUAAAGAGAGCGGAGAAAGGACAGCACAUUAAGAAAAGAGUUGAAUCUAUUCUUUCCACACUAACCAAUCUGAUCAUUUGUUACAUGGAAAGAUGUCUAUUCGACCAGCAUAAAAUUAUUUUCAAAUUGUUAAUAUCCUUGAAGAUUCUCCUGUACGAUAAUGUGAUUAGUAAUAAGGAUAUCAGCUUUUUCCUAAACCCCCUUUCGCAUUACAACCCUUCGAACGAUAUUAGUAGCGAACUCCUAAGUAAUAAUUUGCUAGGCGAAAAUGCGGAUGCGGCGAAGGGCAAGAAGAAGGACAAUGGUGCUACGGAUGCUUAUCUGAGCUCAAGCGAUAAGGGAAGAGGAAUCGAAAAUGCUAAAAGUGAUAAAAGCGCGAGUGGAAACACCGGUGCAGUAACUGGUACUACUACUACGGCAGGUACUAACAGCGGUAUCGGUAGUGGCAACAGCGCAGGUAUUCCCAACACAGACAACUGCGCGAAUAAGAACAAAGUGGAAGCUCCCAGAAAGGGGGGAAGAAACAAAAUAAGUUCCACCAAGUGGCUACUAAAGAAUGAAAAAUUAUAUAAAAAUAUUAUUUCUCUAUCGAAUCAUUCCUUUGGUAAUGACAAAAACAAUCGCUUCUUUUACGAUAUCUUAAAUGUAAUGCAGAUGAACGAAAAUGUGUGGAAGAAUUAUUAUGACGUGCUAGAUAUAGAAAAUAAAAAUAUUCCAUACUAUAAUGAAAGGCUAGAUGUGAAUAGCAAAAUAAGCUCAUUCAUUAAGCUGUGUCUUAUUCGUUGCCUGAGGGAGGACAGAACAAUUCUGUGUGCAAAUAAAUUUGUGGACGAAGUGCUAAACAGAAAUAGUGACACGAUAAAACAUGAGACUCUGGAAAAUAUUUUCGUCGAAUCGAGUAAUAGGAAGCCUUUCUUAUUUUUGCUAUCCUUGGCUAGUGACCCCACCAACAUGAUAGACGAUUUCGCGAAAAAGUUUAAAAAAUAUCCUACGGACAAAAUUUCCAUGGGAGAAGGACAAGAAAUAAUCGCAAAAGAAAAGUUAAAAAAUGCCCUCAUCAGUGGGAACUGGCUAAUUUUACAAAAUUGUCAUUUAAAUAAAAAUUUCAUCAUCGAAGUUUAUAAUAUGCUAAAAAAGUUGAAUGAAAUUGAGGAAGAUUUCCGAUUAUUUUUGACAUCGGAGCCAGAUGAUGAAUUUCCUAUUUGUAUCCUCCACGGAAGUAUUAAAAUAUCGACCUCCUUGAGUAGCGGUAUAAAAAAUAACAUGAGGAAAAUAUAUAAAGAUAUUGUAAAGGAAGAUAUAUUGGAAAAAAUAGACGAUGAAAAGUAUAGGAAAAUUAUAUAUUCCUUAUCCUACCUGCACUGCGUUUUAUGCGAAAGGAAGAAAUUUGGGCCAUUGGGAUGGUGUGUCCCGUACGAAUUUAGCAUAACAGAUUUGUUUGCGUCUUUUCUGUUUAUUGAAAAGCAUCUCUAUUCCACAUUAUUGGUGAACCGACCCAUCGAUUGGGAAUCCAUCCAUUAUAUGCUAGCAGAAGUGCAAUACGGGGGGAAGGUAACAGAUGACUUGGACAGGGAAUUACUCCUAACCUACGUGCAACAUUAUUUUAGUGAAGACUUGUUCAAAAUGAAAAAUGAAACUGGUCUAGAAAAUUUUUACAAUAUGCCAAAAUUUUACGAAAUUACAAACUUUCAGAAUUUUAUCGAGAAACUACCAAAUAUUGACACGCCCUCUGUGUUGGACCUUCACAACAACGCAGAAAUAACGUACCGUGUAAAUGAGUCAAGGCAGGUUUUGAACUCCAUUUUGGAAAUUCAGCCAAGGGACGUGGACCAAGGGGAGGAGAAAAGCAUGGAAACGGUGGUGAAGGAAAUCGCCGCAGGUAUCCUCCUAAUGUUACCAGCCGAAAUAAACCUGGAAGAAAUAAAAAAAAUUAUUUACAGAAAGAACAAAAAUCAGCAACUAACCAUUCAGACCAACCAACCGAUGAACGCAACAACCAACUUGAAUGCAACAACAAAAAAUUUUUCAAAUUUGGAGAGCAGCUUUUAUAAGGGGAAAAACAAGGAAAAUUCAGAUAUGAGCGAAAAUAUGCUACAAAGAAGUGCAAUGGCAAACAACCCGCUUAGUCAUACAGGUAAUACUGCUAAAUAUGCAGCUCCAGUGUCUGACAAUAAAAAUAAGAACGUCGUUUGGAUCUCGAAAGAGAAUGAUGUGUACGAUAGCGUGGGAGUGUCCUACUGGGAAAGUAACAAUGAAGGGGAAAAAAAUGUGCAAUAUAAUUUUUCGCCAUUACAAGUUUUCUUCUUACAAGAAAUUGAAAGAAUUAAAAAAGUUAUAGAUUUGGUUAAAACAAAUUUAAACGACAUCAUCAGUGCAAUUGAUGGCUCCAAAAUAAUGACAGCUGAUUUACAAAAUGACACGAAGUAUAUUUACUCCCAGUCGGUACCAAAGAAGUGGAUCUAUGAUGCUAGUGAAACAGAAAUUUCAUGGGUAUGUCACAAUCUAAAUCAGUGGUUAAACAUUUUGAAUUUAAGAUAUGAACAAAUUAUGAAUUAUAUUAAUAAUGGGAAGCUCAAGUCUUAUUGGCUACCUGGUUUUUUUAACCCCCAAGGUUUCUUAACCAGUAUGAAACAAGAGAUUACGCGUUUAAAUAAGAAGGACCAAAUUUCGCUGGACGAAGUGGUGCUAUAUGCUGAUAUUAAAAAUCACGAUAUUGAGAAGAUUAAGGAAGUCCCUGAGCACGGUUUUCACAUUCAUGGUUUAUUCAUUGAAGGGUCCAAGUGGAACUGGCAAGAGGGAAAACUAGAGGAGAGUUCCCCCAAGGUGCUAUGCGAGAAUAUGCCCGUUAUUCACAUCACCGUCGUGUCCAACAAGGACAAGAAGGUGAAGUUUAUCGAAAACAACAAACAUAUGUUUUAUAACUGUCCCGUGUAUAAGUACAACGUACGCACGGACAAGUACUUUAUUUUCCGAAUUUAUUUGAAGACGGACGUGGACCCGUCUAUAUGGAAGUUGCGUGGCACGUCUCUGCUCUGUUCGAAGGACUAG